AUGUCUUUGGCCGCUUCACAGUCUCUGCUCCGGAACCGGGUGUUUGUGGUGGGGGUUGGGAUGACCAAGUUCACAAAGCCUGGAGUGGAGAAUGCAAGAGACUACCCUGACUUGGCAAAGGAAGCAGGCCAGAAGGCUUUAGCGGAUGCACAGAUCCCUUAUUCUGCAGUGGAGCAGGCAUGUAUUGGCUAUGUUUAUGGUGACUCUACCAGUGGGCAGAGGGCUAUCUAUCAUGGUUUGGGACUGACUGGAAUUCCUAUAAUCAACGUCAACAAUAACUGUUCUACUGGCUCAACUGCUUUGUUUGUGGCCCGGCAACUGGUUCAGGGUGGUCUGGCAGAUUGUGUCUUGGCUCUUGGGUUUGAGAAGAUGGAAAAGGGACCCCUUCCAUUAAGCGUUCCAAAUAGGGUUAAUCCAAUUGAUAAACAUGUUCAAGUCCUGAUCAAUAAGUAUGGAUUAUCUGCCCACCCAAUUGCUCCUCAGAUGUUUGCGAGUGCUGGAAAAGAGCACAUGGAAAAAUAUGGAACAACACUUGAACACUUUGCAAAAAUUGGAUGGAAAAAUCAUAAACAUUCAGUUAAUAACCCGUAUUCCCAGUUCCAAAAGGAGUACAGCUUAGAUGAAGUGAUGACGUCUCGAAAAAUUUUUGAGUUUUUGACAGUCCUACAAUGUUGUCCCACUUCAGAUGGUGCUGCCGCAGCAGUUUUGGCUAGUGAAGCAUUUGUACAGAAGCAUGACCUGAAAUCCAAAGCUGUGGAAAUUUUGGCUCAAGAGAUGGUGACUGAUAUGCCAAGCUCAUUUGAAGAAAAAAGCAUUAUUAAAAUGGUUGGUUUUGACAUGAGUAAAGAAGCUGCCAGAAAGUGCUAUGAGAAAUCUGGCCUGAGACCAAGUGAUAUUGACGUAAUAGAACUUCACGAUUGCUUUUCUAGCAAUGAACUUAUUACUUAUGAAGCACUGGGACUGUGUCCAGAAGGCCAAGGUGGAAAACUGGUUGAAAGAGGAGAUAAUACUUAUGGAGGAAAGUGGGUCAUAAAUCCUAGUGGCGGAUUAAUUUCAAAGGGGCAUCCACUUGGAGCUACAGGUCUGGCUCAGUGUGCUGAGCUCUGCUGGCAGCUGAGAGGGGAAGCCGGAAAAAGGCAAGUUCCUGGUGCAAAGGUUGCUCUGCAGCAUAAUUUAGGCCUCGGAGGAGCUGCCGUUGUCACGCUGUACAAGAUGGGCUUUCCUGAAGCUGCCAGAACUCAUCAAAUUGAGGCUGCUCCAACCAGCUCUGCUGUUGAUGGAUUUAAGGCAAAUCUUGUCUUUAAGGAGAUUGAGAAGAAGCUUGAAGAUGAAGGAGAGCAGUUUGUGAAGAAAAUUGGUGGUAUUUUUGCCUUCAAGGUGAAGGAUGGCCCUGGGGGUAAAGAAGCCACCUGGGUGGUGGACGUGAAGAACGGCAAAGGAUCAGUGCUGCCUAACUCAGAUAAGAAGGCUGACUGCACAAUCACAAUGGCUGACUCGGACUUACUGGCUUUGAUGACUGGUAAAAUGAAUCCUCAGACGGCCUUCUUUCAAGGCAAAUUGAAAAUCAACGGCAAUAUGGGUCUGGCUAUGAAGUUACAAAAUCUUCAGCUUCAGCCUGGCAAAGCUAAGCUGUGA
Messenger RNA from Rangifer tarandus platyrhynchus (Svalbard reindeer), 1635 nucleotides. The record is from the annotation of a GenBank genome assembly. NCBI's taxonomy places the organism in Eukaryota, Metazoa, Chordata, Mammalia, Artiodactyla, Cervidae.